Sphaerulina musiva SO2202 is the source of this 2539-nucleotide messenger RNA. RefSeq names its product Annexin. Gene Ontology annotation, molecular function: calcium ion binding; calcium-dependent phospholipid binding. Gene Ontology annotation, cellular component: cytoplasm. The record is from RefSeq and is a predicted model, not a curated record. Bases 118 to 2367 code for a protein of 749 amino acids. The transcript is spliced from 2 exons. NCBI's taxonomy places the organism in Eukaryota, Fungi, Ascomycota, Dothideomycetes, Mycosphaerellales, Mycosphaerellaceae.
CUCGGAGCCAUGUCUGACUCUGCCGCUGUUUUCUACGCUACCGCCAUCCGUCUUCCCAUUCCCGAACCUGCUGUGAAGUGACUCGGUGGACUUCUCGCUGCUCCUCCCGCACCCAGCAUGUCGACUUUGCACGUCACGGACCGCUCCCGGCGUGGAAGAUCAUCAUCCAGGUCGGGGCGGGACAGAUCCAGAUCACGAAGCAACGUACGAGCCCCGGAGGCUCCAGAAGUGCCUCGUCAAUAUGCAUACCUGAAUCUUCCUCUUCCCACUGCGUCUGCUGUGCCUGCCGCUGCUGCUGCCGCUGCUGUGAACAACAUGAAUGGAUCCACUGCCUACCCGGUGUAUGAUGUGCGCUCUCCCCACCAGACCACUCCAGCUGCUUCCCGCUACCUGCCCACCACUGCUUCCACCUCUCAAUAUGCCCCUCCGCUCUCCGCUCCCGCUCCCGCCCCCGCUCCGUAUGCGCCACAUCAGAGUACACCAUAUCCAGCGGACGAUGCGGGACUCACCAUGGCCGGCUUCGCUGAUUUCCCCCCCGAACAACGUCCUGGAUAUGUGCCCUCACAGGGUGCAUACAUGCCACGCUUUCCUAGAAGAGCAAGUGAUGAAGACGACCUAGCCUACGGAUCGGAAUCUUCCAAAGCAUCAGCUCUUCGCGGCAGACAACAGGAACCACUCUCUCGCCAUGCUUCCUACACCUCGAGUGCUGCUCAGCGAUAUACCCCGACUGCUCCCGUAGAGUCCAGACCCCCCGCUCAGCAGUACCAGUACAGUCAGCCUCCCGAGAAGGCAAAGUACAGCGCCAAGCCCAAUGUUCUGCCCACACAGCCCACCUACAUUGCUACGCCGCCAGACCCACCCAGGCCGAAUUUGAGGUACAAUCCGACCCCUGCUGUCCGCCCAUAUGAACAGCUUCCACGGACCUACUCAAAUGAGUCCUAUAACCGAGAUCAUGGCGCCCAAGUGGUGGACAUCACACCGGGCAGGGCGAAAGUGGACCGCAAGACUUCCAGCACCAUCCAUCAUCGUCUCUCGACCUCUGACCUUCCCACCCAGCCACCGAUUGGAUUAGCUCCACAAGGACUCGGGUCGCGAAUGGAGCGUCUUUCAGUCAGCGGUAAUAGACCUGAUAUGCAAUCUCUGGGCUUUGGUGGUGGUGCUGGUGGUGGAGGAGGUCUUCCUCCCCCAAGUCCCAUGCUAGAAGCAUAUCAUGGCACAUAUCAGUCCAUCUCACCAAUGCCCCUUGCAAUGCGACCUGAUGAUGACUUGGACGUGGAAGACCUCCCGCCAUUAUCACCGUUGCCUGUGAGAACAUCGGGUUCGUCUCGCCUGGAUGCCGAUCUAGCCAAACGUGAUUCGCAAGGCAAGAAACGUGUCAUUAUGUAUGACCCAGAGGAAGAUGCGAAGAAGAUUGCUUCUGCACUUUCACACCGCACGGGCAAGAUUGAUGCUGAUCUGAUCUGCGAUGUACUGCCCCAUUUGACCCAUGACCAAGUCAUGGAAGUACGAAAGGAGUAUAAGAAGCAAGUCAAAGUGCAAGGCAAAGGUGUGAACAUGGGCAAACACAUCAAUAUGAAGCUGACCGGCAACUUCGGCAAAGCCGUAUACGUAUGUGCAAUGGGAAAGUUCGAAAGCGAAGGCUACUGGGCAAACUUCUUUUACCAGACUCACGGAAGCCGACGAGAACUUCUCAUUGAGGCUCUCACGGGAAGAAGCAAUGCGGAUAUUCGCAUGAUCAAGGACGAGUUCAAGGACAAACGCUACUCCGAUGACUUGGUCAAGUGCAUGGAAAAAGAAUUGAAAAUGGACAAGUUCCGAACGGCGAUUCUGAUGGUUCUGGAAGAGAGAAGACAGGAGGAACAAGAUGUCUAUCCGGUGGAGUAUCUGCACCGCGAUGUUGACACCUUGUAUCGAUCGAUCGCAGCCGAACGAGGAGGCGAAACUGCCAUGCUCGAGAUCAUUGUACGGAGAAGUGACGCGCAUUUACGAGAAGUGCUUCGUGUAUACGAGAGAACUUUCGGGGACAAUUUUGCCCGCGCGGCGCUGAAGAAGAGCAAUAAUCUGGUCGGCGAAGUGAUUGCACACAUCUUAAACGGCGUCAUCAACAGACCUGCUCGCGAUGCCCUGCUCCUCCAACACGCGAUACAAGACAUCGUCGAGAAGAAUCGUGAUGAUGAGCUUCGUUAUGAGUUGCUGAUCUCCAGACUGGUACGGAUGCACUGGGAUAAGGCACAUAUGCUGCGGGUUAAGCGCGAGUACUAUGACAAGUAUCGCCAGACUCUGGAAGACGCGAUUGAGGAGGCUACGAGGGGAGAUUUCCGGGAGUUCAUGUGCGAACUGUGCGAUCCAAAGGGCGUGAAGCAGUAGAGGUAGGCCAUGGCAUGAGAGCGAGGUGCGGCGUGAUCACAUAGAAACAGCUGGAGCUCCCGUUCAGGUGACCUUGAUGUCAUGCACCAGCAGCACACCUCCCUAUCCGUAAAGCAGCCACUAGUAGCCUUGCACAUAUUGCCGCAUCUGUCAAACACGGCAUACCCAUCGG